CCUCUCUGUGGAUCUGUGAGCUCUUUAUCUGGCUCAGAACGGCCUGGAUGUCAUGUGAACGAGCUGCAGGAGUGAAAAACGCGCCAUGAAAUCAGCUGUUUGAUCUUCACGAAUUUACAGACGCGACUGCGCAAAAGCGCAGAGACGCUCCAAAUGAAUCCGUCCUGCUCCUCCUCUUAUUACUUACUGUUUCACUUUCACUUACUGCACCUGGAGAGCACGACACGGUGAGAGGAUUUCCCUCCUUCCUCGUCACCAUGUUGGUCGCUCCUUGUCUGUUGGCGCUGCUUUCCGUCGCCUUUCCGUUCUCAUCUGCGGCGCAGCUGCCAAACCAAAGCCAAACCAAAGACCUCCCGAAAGCCACCAGCGGUGAGCCGUUCCCCUGGAACCGCAUGAGGCUGCCCAAAACCGUCUCGCCGCUCCACUAUGACCUGAGCAUCCACCCCAACCUGACCACACUGGACUUCACCGGCGUCGUCCGCAUCGAGCUGGAGGUGCACGAAGACGUCCACGCCGUGAUCCUUCAUGCCAAGAACAUGGAGAUCUCCGGCGCUCUGCUGCUGGCACCUGAGGGAGCGAAGCCCCUCAAGGUGUUGGAGUAUCCUCAGUCUCACCAGCUGGCUCUGCUGUCGGAUUCCGUCCUCACCAAAGGCAGGAAGUACGAAGUCCAGCUGGCGUUUGCUGCUAACUUGUCUGACAGCUACCACGGGUUCUACAAGAGCAGCUACCGGACCAAGACUGGGGAAGUCCGAGUCAUGGCGUCCACACAGUUCGAAGCGACCUUCGCUCGUGGAGCCUUCCCCUGUUUCGACGAACCUGCGUUCAAAGCCAACUUCACCAUACGGAUUGUGCGAGCGCGGCACAUCGCCAUCUCCAACAUGCCCAAGCUGAAAUCUGUGGAGCUGCCUGGAGGUCUGCUGGAGGACUACUUUGACACCACUGUGAAAAUGCAGCACCUACCUGGUGGCCUACAUUGUGUCGACUUCCUGUCAGUGAGCAAGACCACCCAGCACGGUGUGGAGAUUUCAAUCUACGCCGUUCCUGAGAAGAUUGACCAGACGGCCUUUGCUCUGGACGCUGCUGUGAAGCUGCUGGAUUUCUACGACGACUAUUUCGACAUCCCAUACCCGCUUCCCAAACAGGACCUGGCUGCCAUCCCAGACUUUCAGUCCGGCGCGAUGGAGAACUGGGGUCUGACCACGUACAGAGAGAGCGGACUCCUCUUCGACCCCGAGAAGUCCUCCGCGUCCGAUAAGCUGGGCAUCACCAAGGUCAUCGCCCACGAGCUCGCGCACCAGUGGUUCGGUAACCUGGUGACGAUGGAGUGGUGGAAUGACUUAUGGCUCAACGAAGGUUUCGCCAAGUUCAUGGAAUUCAUUUCCCUGGACAUCACCUACCCAGAGCUGCAAGUGGACGACUUCUUCUUGGGAAAAUGCUUCGAGGCCAUGGAGGUGGACUCCCUCAGCUCCUCCCACCCAGUCUCCACCCCCGUGGAAAACCCCACACAGAUCCAGGAGAUGUUUGAUGACGUGUCGUAUGACAAGGGUGCAUGUAUUCUGAACAUGCUGCGGGACUUUCUCACUCCUGAGGCCUUUGAGAUCGGCAUCAUCCGAUACCUGAAGCGCUACAGUUACCAGAACACCGUCAACAGCCAUCUGUGGGAGAGUCUGACUGAUAUCUGCACCUCAGAUGAUCUGGACGAAGGUCGAUUGAGACACAAAGAAUUCUGCUCCAAACGUGAAGUCCAGUCAGGAGCCUCAGUGAGGUAUUCUGAUGACGAGCUGGAUGUCAAGGCGAUCAUGGACACCUGGACGCUGCAGGAAGGCUUCCCCCUGGUCACUGUGGAGGUCAUAGGUCGGGAAGUCAGGCUCAGUCAGGAGCGUUUCCUGAGACAGACACCCUCCCUCACUGAAGGAUUCCUGUGGCAGAUCCCACUGACCUACAUGACCAGCGCUUCCAGCACCGUCCACAGAUUCCUGCUGAAGACACAAACCGACGUCCUGUACCUGCCGGAGGAGGUGGACUGGGUCAAGUUCAACGUGGACAUGAACGGCUACUACAUGGUGCACUACGCGGGAGACGGCUGGAAGUCCAUCAUCAACCUGCUGCAGCACAACCACACGGCUCUGAGCGGCAACGACCGCGCCAGCCUCAUCCAGAACGUCUUCCAGCUGGUCAGUAUUGGCAUGAGGCUGGACACGGCGCUGGAGCUGUCCCUGUACCUGUCCAGAGAGACGGAGAUCAUGGCCGUCACUCAAGGCCUCGGAGAGCUGGUACCGCUCUACAAGCUGAUGGAGAAGAGAGACAUGGCCGAGCUGGAGAACAAGAUGAAGAGUUACAUCGUCGACCUGUUCCGGGACCUGAUCGACCGGCAGCAGUGGACGGACUCCGGCUCCGUGUCUGAGCGAGUGCUGAGGAGUUACCUGCUUCUGUUCGCGUGCGUCAGGAACCAUCCUCCCUGUCUGGCCAAAGCCAGCCAGCUCUUCCAGCAGUGGAAGGACUCUGAUGGCACCAUGAGCCUUCCUGUUGACAUCACCAUGGCCGUCUUCGUGAUUGGUGCCCGAACGCCAGAGGGGUGGGACUUCCUGUUUGAGAAGUACCGGCAUUCGCUGCAAAAUUCGGUGAAGAGCCGCAUGAAGACCGCCAUGGCUGUCAGUCCUUUACAGGAGAAGCUGCAGUGGAUGAUGGAACAAAGCCUCUCCGGGGAAAUCAUGAAGACUCAGGACCUCCCUGACGUGGUCGUGUCUGUCAGCAAGAACCCUCGUGGGUACAAGCUGGGCUGGGACUUCCUCCGAGCACACUGGCACACCCUGAUCAAGAAGUUUGAUCUGGGCUCCAACAUCAUAUCUUACAUGGUCACUGGAGUGACCAACCAGUACUCCACCCCAGAGAUGCUUGAUGAGGUCCGAGGCUUCUUCGGGUCCCUGACUGAGGAGACGGGCUCGGAGAUGCGGUGCAUCCAGCAGACCUACGAGACCAUUGAGGACAACAUCCGCUGGAUGAACACCAACCUGCCGCUGCUGCAGGCCUGGCUGGACAAGCGCAGCCGCACAGUGAAACACGAGGAUUUGUAGCAGGAGGGGAGACACGUGAGGAUGAUAGUGUGAGUUUGGGCACAGGGUACAGAGGCUGCGUGACAAUUUCGCCAGCCAGGUUUUCUAAAAAAAGAGAAAAAAAAAGACCGUUUUAAUUUGUAAGUCAGCUGGGAUUGCUUGCAAGGAUCGACAACAAUCACAAAGUGAAAAAA
Salarias fasciatus (jewelled blenny) is the source of this 3247-nucleotide messenger RNA. Its product is annotated as endoplasmic reticulum aminopeptidase 1-like. The record is from RefSeq and is a predicted model, not a curated record. Gene Ontology annotation, molecular function: metalloaminopeptidase activity; zinc ion binding; peptide binding. Gene Ontology annotation, cellular component: cytoplasm; membrane. NCBI's taxonomy places the organism in Eukaryota, Metazoa, Chordata, Actinopteri, Blenniiformes, Blenniidae. Gene Ontology annotation, biological process: peptide catabolic process; proteolysis.